GUUUACGGUUAUCAUACGACAAUCCUCCCGGCCCUGGCAUCCCCUUCACUCUGCUGCUGCGUCCUGUGCCGUCCCGAAGGCGUGUGGCAGACCGUACACUUGCGUCUACCUAUUCCUGUUCGGCAUUCUUGCUCGAUCGGGAAUUCUUCCCUCUCAUACACCCACCACGCACCACCCCCGGUCGCAAAAGUACCACGUAAAAUCGUCAAUACGUCCCUCGUUGAUUUCUCGAUCAGGAACUUGUUUGCUCUCGACUUCUACAUCCUGACUGAUUUCCUCUCUGUCCCCUCCGUUGCCUCCCUUGCGCUGGUCGUCUGUACAGUCGCGUCUUAGGGAGUCCCGUUACCGCUUCGGGCUUUCUUGUCCACAUUCUCCUCUCCUCCCUUCUUCCCGUUUCGCGAUCCAAAUUCAUCCUCGUCUGAUGGAUGCUGCCUGGCAAUGAGUACUGCAACAGAGCCUCACCCUGACCCCUCAUCGUCAGCUGCCCAACCCAGCCCUGCUCCGAGUACUGCUGGUUCCGUCGGUACACCAGGGAGUAACAAUAACAAUGCGCGCCCCGCUUCCCAAUCGUCAGGACCCGUCGGCCAUGUGAGCUUCAGAAGGCAACGAGCGUCGCGCGCUUGUGAGACUUGUCAUGCCAGGAAGGUCCGAUGUGAUGCUGCCAGCUUGGGUGUCCCCUGUACGAAUUGUGUGGCUUUCUCGAUCGAGUGCAGAAUCCCUACACCGAAGCGGAAAAAGAAUCAAGCGAAAGCCAAAGAGGCCAAUGUCAAGGAACCCGGUGAUGUUUUCGAAAAACGGGAAGUUUCUGCAGUCCCUCAAACGAGCAAUCGCAUGGCCAUCGAUGAUAUGCUCGCUACCUCCGCCGCAGAACCUCUACAACUGCAACUGCCUCCUCACAACCCCCCCGAGGGGCAGUUCAUGAAACCGAGAUUUUCGCGUGCUCCUAUAAAAGAUGCAGGUCGGGUUGCACAUCUGGGAGAAUCGUCGAAUUUGUCGCUCCUUGUUCAGGAUCGCCAUGGGUCGACGGAUGUCGUGCAUUAUCCACUCCCGGCCAACGUCAGAGGAUCUCGCGCCCGACUGACUGAUCUGGAUAAUCUGGAAAUCGAUAUACUCCAUCAGCGAGGUGCUUUUCUUCUCCCACCAAAAUCGCUCUGCGACGAACUAGUAGAAGCGUACUUCAAAUGGGUGGCUCCCAUUGUUCCUAUCGUCAACCGCAGUCGCUUCAUGCGCCAAUAUCGUGAUCCCAAGAACCCCCCGUCCCUGCUGCUUCUCCAGGCUAUUCUUUUGGCCGGAUCAAAGGUCUGUUAUAACCCGCAGCUAAUGGAUGCUAAUGGUUCCACGACCCCGGCUGCCAUGACAUUCUACAAACGGGCCAAGGCCUUAUACGACGCCAAUUAUGAGGAUGAUCGCGUCACCAUUGUGCAGGCAUUAGUCCUCCUCGGAUGGUAUUGGGAAGGACCCGAAGACGUAACAAAGAAUGUCUUUUACUGGACCAGAGUUGCAACAAUUGUGGCACAAGGAUCUGGCAUGCAUCGAAGUGUGGAAUCCUCGCAGCUCAGCAAGGCGGAUAAACGUCUGUGGAAGCGCAUCUGGUGGACACUCUUUACUAGAGACCGCUCAGUUGCCACGGCUAUGGGCCGACCGACUGGGAUCAAUACAGACGAUUCGGAUGUGGGGAUGUUGACAGAAGAUGACUUUAUCGAAGACGAUGUUGAUUCUCCCGCCGAAUAUCCCCCAGAUCCGGUACAUGUCCAAUUUUUCCUCCAGUACGUCAAACUAUGUGAGAUUAUGGGCCUGGUGCUCUCCCAGCAAUACUCCGUCGGGGCGAAGUCAAGACGCAUGAAUGCUAUGGACUUGACGCACUCAGACAUGGCACUGGCCGAUUGGCUGCAGAACUGCCCGAAGGAAUUGUGCUGGCAAAGAUCACGACAUCACUUCCUGGCAGCCCUGCUCCAUGCAAAUUACUACACUACCCUUUGCCUCUUACAUAGGGCACAUAUGCCACCGGCGUCUUCUACAAUGAACAACUACCGAGUAGAAGAAAUUGCAUAUCCGUCUCGCACGAUUGCUUUCCAAGCCGCUGCUAUGAUAACAUCUAUUAUUGAUACCCUGCAGGCUCAUCACGAGUUGAUGUACGCACCUGCUUUCAUUAUAUAUAGUUUGUUCUCGGCCUUGAUCAUGCACGUUUACCAAAUGCGGUCAUCCGUUCCUUCGAUCGUGGCAACUUGUCAGGAGAGAAUCCAAAUAUGCAUGCAAGCUCUCAAGGAUAUCUCGAGGGUAUGGCUGGCUGCGAAGAUGAUCCAUACCCUUUUCGAGUCCAUUCUUGGCAACAAGGUCCUCGAAGAACGUCUGCAAAAGGCGGCAGGCAAAAAGCAUCAAAAGAUCCGGCAGGACCAGCAGCAGCAGAACCAACAACAACAGCAUCCAUUGAGGCGGGCUACAGAGGCUCCCAAACGGAAGUUUGAUGACAUGGAUCUCGGACUGCCCAAUGGAGGCCCCACACCUCCAGUUUCGUAUGAACGAUCUCGCCCUCAGACACCAGCUGCUACUCCUUCCAGAGAUCUGGGCCAAGCACAAUCAACCAGCGCACAGCAGACUUCCCCAACAGCGCACCGCCCCCACCAGGAGACAGCGUCUGGAGCAACAGCAGGCUUCAAUGCUAAUACACGUCCCACAACCCCCUUCAAUGGUCAUUUCUCUUUGCCGGCAACGCCACCGGAUCUUUUCCUUGUUACCCGCACCUCGCCUAACCUCUCACCGUCUCUCUGGGAAAACUUCCAGCCGGACCAACUGUUCCCUGAUGGCGCUGCCAUGUUCCCCGAGCUAAAUUCUACCACACCUCCCUCGGGAGCUGUUGAUCCCCAACUGCAGAUGCCUGGACAGAUUCCGUCUCACAACAUGCAGCAAACACCCACGAUGAUGAACCAGGCCCAGCAAGUUUCCUCUCGCAAUAUGGGCAACCAGGGGGCUUCAGAUAUCCUUGGGAUGCACAUGUCUGACACAUCGUUACAGAAUACGCAACAGCAGCAUUCGCCUCAGAGUCACCGUCAUGAACAGCAGCAAAACGUAUUCGGUAUUGAAACUCACCAUGGGAUCCCAAUACAGCAUAUGAAUACCGCUCUGGGUGGUACAGGGCCUGACGGUGCCAGCCAGGAUGACAGCUGGAGUAACAGCUCUCGUACUGCACCCACUGCACCGACUACGCUGAAUGUGGAAGACUGGUUCCAAUUUUUCGGCAUCCAUGGUGGCUUCAGUGAUUUGACUUCUUGAGAUGGCGCACACUGGCUGGGAAAAUAAUGCAAAAGGGCAGUCUAUUCCAAAUUGAAUGUUGUUUUUGGCGCUCUGUAUACCUCGCAGUGUGUAUAAAUAACGUGGAACAUUUAUUCGGGGUCCUAGGUGUAUUUGACUUUUUUCUUAUUCCCCCGGGCUUUGGCUUUGAGCGGCCGCCUAUAUUCAUCAUUUCUUCUUACCCGUUAUUCGGAUCGGUGUUCAAUAUUGUUUUCCAUGUAUGUCGCCUGUACAUCAAUGUACUUUGUACAUGUGCUCUCUUGUCUUAUCGUACAGCUACAACGAUGACUCGGCAUAAAUUGGAUAGUGCGGUACUGUC
Molecule: messenger RNA, 3607 nt
Organism: Monascus purpureus
Lineage: Eukaryota; Fungi; Ascomycota; Eurotiomycetes; Eurotiales; Aspergillaceae
Source: the annotation of a GenBank genome assembly